Didymella exigua CBS 183.55 is the source of this 642-nucleotide messenger RNA. RefSeq lists its product as uncharacterized. Bases 185 to 532 code for a protein of 115 amino acids. NCBI's taxonomy places the organism in Eukaryota, Fungi, Ascomycota, Dothideomycetes, Pleosporales, Didymellaceae. The transcript has a single exon. The record is from RefSeq and is a predicted model, not a curated record.
GAGGACCAAUGCGAUGAGGGCGGGGUUGUGGCACGGCUGACGCGGCACACUCGACCUGAUCAGGCGCCUAGCUGACCGGUCUCCCAGAAACUCAGCAGAGCAUAAAUAACAAGCUCUCAUAGAGUCCGUAGGGCACUUGCAAACGUAUCGCAACAUCGUUAUCGCCACCGCCGCAAGCACCACUAUGGGUCACCCAGCAGCCCCUUCAGUCGCCGCACCAGCCUACGACGAUUUAAUUCAGGAGCAUCCCGUGAAUGCAUAUCCACCGUUAGGAUCAACAUCUGCUUACAGAAUCCUCCCUGAGGACGAGCCUGAUAUCGAGCUAGCGCAUGCUCACUCGCCGCCAGCCAAUUCGUUCACGCCUCACCAACAUUGCGAGACUUGCGACACGCUUAUAACAGCGCGUGAGGUCAGAGCCAACGAACGACAUUGUUGCCUAUGGGUUUCAAUCGUUUCCAUGACUAUCAGCGUCUCGUUAUUGCUGUUAGGAAUCGUCGCCGUAGGGGCCAAAUACAAACACCACAAACAAUAAGCUGCGAUGACGCUGCUGGCAUGUCUAACACCCUUCUGUUGCAUCGGGUUCGAUUGCGCAGGCCUUCGGCGGCUGAGACGGACUCGAGAUACCAUGUAUCGAACAGGCAC